Xiphophorus maculatus (southern platyfish) is the source of this 2482-nucleotide messenger RNA. RefSeq names its product dnaJ homolog subfamily C member 3-like (gene dnajc3b). Bases 362 to 1861 code for a protein of 499 amino acids. Gene Ontology annotation, molecular function: protein-folding chaperone binding; misfolded protein binding. The transcript has 12 exons. Gene Ontology annotation, biological process: protein folding in endoplasmic reticulum. Gene Ontology annotation, cellular component: endoplasmic reticulum. NCBI's taxonomy places the organism in Eukaryota, Metazoa, Chordata, Actinopteri, Cyprinodontiformes, Poeciliidae. The record is from RefSeq and is a predicted model, not a curated record.
GAAAGGGAAAGCGAAGCCGAGAGCAGACUGAAAGGUAUCGCUUACAAACUACACAGAGUGUCAGUGGUUUGAUUUCACCAUCCUCUGGUUAGAAGGAGCUUAUUUGCUUCCAAGUAAAGUCUUCUGGUUGUCUGUUGGAGCUGCUGUCAAACAUCUGUUUCGGGCUCAGGAACCUUUCAGUGGCUCCCCUCUGUUCCGCCCGGAGGACUGUGGGGACGGGACCGUAAAUACACCUUAGGAACAGUUCCUAGGUCUGUCAGAACGGGCUCAGUCGUUCUCAAUGAGCCAGAGGAGCAGCUUGAGCCCAAGCUGAGCCGUGAAGUCCGUCUGUUCCGGGGUCCCGGUGUCAGCAGACCCAGACAUGGAGUGGUGUUGGCGGACAGGAGGAGCCAGCGGGCUGCUAUGCUCCCUGUCUCUGCUCUGUGUCCUAUUGGACAUCCAGCUGGACGGUGUCCUGGGCGCGACUCACGCCGAGAUCGAGCACCACUUGGAGAUGGGUCGCAAACUUCUGGCGGCCGGUCAGCUCGCUGAAGCCUUGUCCCACUACCACUCAGCCGUGGAGGGAGACUCUGAGAACUACCUGACCUACUAUAAGAGGGCUGCUGUGUUCCUGGCCAUGGGAAGAUCUAAGUCCGCUCUGCCCGAUCUGACCCGGGCCAUCCAGCUGAAGCCUGACUUCCUGCCAGCCCGGUUGCAGCGAGGAAACAUCCUGCUGAAGCAGGGCAACACUCAGGAGGCCAGGGAGGACUUUAGAAUGGUGCUGCAGCGCUCUGCAGACCACAAAGAAGCCCAGGAGCAGCUGAUGAAAACGAGAGAUCUGGAGAUCUUCCAGGAAGAAGCCCAAACUGCUUACCACCAGGGCGACUACAGCGGCACCAUCAACGCGUUGGAGAGGGUCAUAGAGAUCUCUCCCUGGGAUCCGGAGUCGAGGGAGCUUCGUGCAGAUUGUUACUUGCGAAUGGGGGAUCCUCAGAAAGCCAUCCAGGAUCUCACGCCCGCAGCCCGGCUACGCAACGACAACCGCGCAGCCUUCCUGAAGCUCAGCAGGCUGCUGUAUAACCUGGGAGAGCAUCACGACUCCCUCAACCACAUUAGGGAAUGUCUGAAGCUCGACCAGGAUGACAAGGAGUGUUUCAGCCACUACAAGCAGGUGAAGAAGCUCAGCAAGCAGCUGGAUUCUGCAGAGGAGCUGAUCCAGGGGGAAAGGUUUCAAGAAGCAAUUGAGAAAUAUGAAUCGGUGAUGAAGACGGAGCCGAACGUCGAGUUCUACACCAACCUGGCAAAAGAGAGGAUCUGCUUCUGUCUUGUUAAGCUCCAGCUAGCGACCAAAGCCAUAGACGUCUGCUCAGAGGCCCACCAGAGAGACCCUCGAAAUGCCAACAUCCUCAAAGACCGAGCCGAGGCCUACAUCCUCAACCAGGACUACGAGAAAGCUGUUGAAGACUACCAGGAGGCGCGGGAGUUCGACGGCGACAACAACGCCAUCAGAGAGGGUUUCGAACGAGCGCAGAAGCUGCUCAAAGUCUCCCGUAAAAGGGAUUACUACAAGAUCCUGGGAGUUGGCAGGAACGCUAAUAAGCAGGAGAUCAUCAAGGCGUACAGGAAGUUGGCGCAGCAGUGGCACCCUGACAACUUCCAGUCCAAAGCCGACAAGAAAGAAGCGGAGAAGAAGUUUAUCGAUAUCGCCUCGGCUAAAGAAGUCCUUACCGACCCAGAAAUGAGGCAGAAGUUCGACGCAGGCGAGGAUCCCCUGGACCCGGAGACCCAGCAGGGCGGCGGAGGCGGACAGAGGGCCUGGCCGUUCCACUUUAACCCCUUCGAGUCCGGCGGCAACUUCCACUUCAAGUUUGAGUACAACUAGAGAGCAGGACUCGACUCUGGACGUGUGUCGGCUCUUUCACUGGAUUUGUACAUCAGCCUGGACGCUGUUUAUUCAGAGACAUAAACUUGUGUUGUUUUUCAGAAAGGAACCACAAGAGAACUUAACUGUGGUAAAAGGUGGUUGAAGAAAGUGAAGGCUUUUUUUUAAAACCUCAAAUCUUUUCUUUUUUAAGAAACUGAAAGGUGCUGGAUGCAAGCUGUGGAUGUUUCUGCUCCCCUCUCUUUCUUUGUGCCUAUCUUUGAACCGUGUGGUGGCGGAGGACGAACGUCAACGUGCCGCUUUUUAUUCUUGCUCGCAGUAUUCUUCAAAGGAAUCCCAGCUUUACUAACUCCAGCCAACAAUCUUGACUGCAGCAGCAUCUCUACACCCGAGAAUCAAGACGUUUCUCUAGUUUCUGAAAUCAACAGCUUUCCGUUGAGCUCUUGGAUAAACGGUGAAACACACUGGAAUCCUGUGGAUCUUCUACCAGUGUGUUUUUGAUUUAAACUGAAAUUGGUUUCGAAAGCUUAUUUAGUGGAAAAUUAAGUGUAUAUACAGUACAGACCAAAAGUUUGGACACACCUUUCUAAUUCAAUGGGUUUUCUUUAUUUUCAUGACUAU